Messenger RNA from Ceratosolen solmsi marchali, 1757 nucleotides. Its product is annotated as fumarate hydratase, mitochondrial. Lineage: Eukaryota; Metazoa; Arthropoda; Insecta; Hymenoptera; Agaonidae. Gene Ontology annotation, molecular function: fumarate hydratase activity. Bases 183 to 1706 code for a protein of 507 amino acids. Gene Ontology annotation, biological process: malate metabolic process; fumarate metabolic process; tricarboxylic acid cycle. Gene Ontology annotation, cellular component: mitochondrion. The transcript has 7 exons. The record is from RefSeq and is a predicted model, not a curated record.
CCUCGUCGAUUCGAUCCGACGCGGCGAUUGGCGGCGGCGCUGAGGCUGCCAGCUGAUCGCGGGACAUCAAGAUUUAGUCGCGACACCUUGGCGAGGCGUUCGAAGGGAACGAAGCGCGAGACAAAAGAAGUUCGCCACCGCAAAAAAAUAAACAUCGGGGUGGAACAAGAAAAGGACGAAUAAUGGCAUUGAACGCGCUGAGACAGCGGGUGACGGUAGGCAGUGUGCGCCGGCAGCAUCGUGACAUCCUAGCAUUUCUCCGACCGAGACUCGUCAUGUGCGAUCCCGGUUGCCGAGCAGCCAGCAAGGGGAAUGACAAAUUCAGGAUCGAAAAGGACACGUUUGGAGAGCUAAAAGUACCGGCUGAUAAGUAUUAUGGAGCCCAAACCAUGAGGUCCGUCAUCAACUUCCCAAUUGGUGAUAAGUCCGAGCGCAUGCCACAAGCCGUGAUCGUCGCGAUGGGAAUAUUAAAAAAGGCUGCCGCCGAAGUCAACAAGGAAUUCGGGCUCGAUCCCAAAGUUGCCGACGCUAUCAGUAAAGCCGCCGAUGACGUAAUCAGUGGCAAAUUAUACGAGGAUCAUUUCCCCCUCGUCAUAUGGCAAACUGGCUCUGGAACGCAAACCAACAUGAACACAAAUGAAGUUAUUUCGAACCGAGCGAUCGAGAUCUUGGGAGGUCAACUGGGAUCGAAGAAUCCAGUUCAUCCGAACGACCAUGUAAAUAAAUCACAGAGCUCCAAUGAUACUUUCCCGACAGCGAUGCAUAUCGCUGUUGCCUUAGAAAUUAAUAAGAUCCUGCUUCCCGGUCUACGAAGCUUAUAUUGCGAACUCAAGAAUAAAUCCAACGAAUGGAAAGACAUUAUUAAGAUUGGAAGAACGCAUACGCAAGAUGCCGUGCCACUUACUCUCGGUCAAGAAUUUUCAGCUUACGCGACGCAACUGGAAAACGGAAUCGCACGAGUGGAAGGCACACUGCCGAGACUCUAUCAGUUGGCACUUGGUGGUACAGCCGUAGGCACAGGGUUGAACACGAGAAAGGGCUUCGCUGAGAAGACGGCCGCGAAAAUCGCAUCCUUAACCUCUCUGCCCUUCGUCUCGGCCCCCAAUAAAUUUGAGGCACUUGCCGCACACGACGCCCUCGUCGAGGUUCACGGUGCCCUGAACACCAUCGCCGUUUCCCUUAUGAAAGUCGCCAACGACAUUAGAUUUUUGGGAAGCGGCCCACGAUGUGGACUCGGCGAGCUUUCUCUACCCGAAAACGAGCCCGGCAGCUCCAUCAUGCCCGGCAAGGUCAAUCCAACGCAGUGCGAAGCCCUGACAAUGGUCUGCGCCCAGGUGAUGGGUAACCACGUGGCUACGACGGUGGGCGGCAGCAACGGCCACUUCGAGCUCAACGUAUUCAAGCCCGUGAUCGUGGCGAACGUCUUGAGAUCCGCGAGGCUUCUGGGGGAUGCGUCGAGCGCGUUCACGAAGAACUGCGUGGUCGGCAUCGUGCCGAACAUCGACGCCAUCAACAAGAUCAUGAACGAGAGCUUGAUGCUGGUCACCGCUCUGAAUCCUCACAUUGGAUACGAUAAGGCUGCGGCUAUCGCCAAGCAGGCGCACAAAGAGAAGCUGACGUUGAAAGAGUCGGCUUUGAAAAACGGUCUGACCUCCGAGCAGUUUGAUGAAUGGGUCAAGCCAGAGGAAAUGCUCGGGCCCAAGUAACGAGAUGGACGAGAUGAAUGAAAAGUUGUUUCAAAUGUCAGUGGGACGGGG